AUGGCAGAGGUCAUCUUCGGCGCGGCCCCCGAACCCAAGACGGAGCUCGGGCGGUACCGCAUCCUCUCGUCGACGGCGGGGAUCCGCGUGUCGCCGCUGCAGCUCGGGGCCAUGUCGGUGGGCGACGCGUGGGCGGGCUUCAUGGGCUCCAUGUCCAAGGAGCAGUCGUUUGCGCUGCUCGACCACUUCGCCGAGGCCGGGGGCAACUUCAUCGACACGGCCAACAACUACCAGGCCGAGCAGUCCGAGGCCUGGAUCGGCGAGUGGAUGGCGGCGCGCGGGAACCGCGACCAGAUGGUCGUCGCCACCAAGUACACGACCGACUACAAGUCGUACGCCCUGGGCAAGGGCCGCGCCCCCAACCACUGCGGCAACUCGCGCCGGAGCAUGCGCGUCAGCCUGCGCGACUCGCUGCGCAAGCUGCGCACCGACUGGGUCGACAUCCUCUACCUGCACUGGUGGGACUUCACCACCUCGGUCCGCGAGAUCAUGGACGCCCUGCACGUCCUCGUCCAGCAGGGCCAGGUCCUCUACCUCGGCGCCUCGGACACGCCCGCCUGGCUCGUCGCCGCCGCCAACGAGUACGCCCUCGCCCACGGCAAGACGCCCUUUAGCAUCUACCAGGGCCGCUGGAACGUCAUGCGCCGCGACUUUGAGCGCGACAUCAUCCCCCUCGCCCGCCACUACGGCAUGGCCCUCGCCCCCUGGGACGUCCUCGGCGGCGGCAAGUUCCAGACCAGGCGCGCCAUCGAGGAGCGCAGGCAGCGCGGCGAGGGCCUGCGUAACAUCUUCUCCGCCGACCAGAGCGACGACGAGAGGCGCGUGAGCGAGGCCCUCGAGGCCGUCGCCCGCGAGCUCGGCGUCGAGUCCAUCACCGCCGUCGCCCUCGCCUACGUCAGGGCCAAGGCGCACAACGUCUUCCCCCUCGUCGGCGGCCGCAAGAUCGAGCAUCUCGACGACAACAUCCGCGCCCUGAGCAUCAAGUUGACCCCGGCCCAGGUCGAGUUCCUCGAGGGCGUCACCAGCUUCGACAUUGGCUUCCCCAACGACUUCAUCGGCCCGGACCCCCACGUGACGGGCAAGUUUACCGGGCUGGCGGCCGCCAACGCGCCGUUGCAAGUCGAGCUGGAGCCCAAGCCCGUAGGCCUGGCGUGA
This is a messenger RNA of Purpureocillium takamizusanense, 1155 nucleotides long. RefSeq names its product Putative aryl-alcohol dehydrogenase aad14 (gene AAD14). Bases 1 to 1155 code for a protein of 384 amino acids. The record is from RefSeq and is a predicted model, not a curated record. NCBI's taxonomy places the organism in Eukaryota, Fungi, Ascomycota, Sordariomycetes, Hypocreales, Ophiocordycipitaceae. The transcript has a single exon.